Bemisia tabaci is the source of this 1511-nucleotide messenger RNA. Lineage: Eukaryota; Metazoa; Arthropoda; Insecta; Hemiptera; Aleyrodidae. The record is from RefSeq and is a predicted model, not a curated record.
AUGCGAACAUUGAUUGGAAUAGUUACUUUGACAUCUGUGCCGAGGAAUCAGGCCGAGAUCGAGCUGUACAGGGUGAUGCAACGCGCAAGCCUCCUGUCUUAUUACGACACCCUCCUCGAAAUGGGCGGCGAUGAUAUGCACCAACUCUGCGAGGCGGGCGAAGUGGAGUUUUUGGAAAUAAUGGCUCUUGUUGGAAUGGCAGCGAAACCUCUUCACGUGAGGAGAUUUCAGAAAGCUCUCAAUGAGUGGUUGAGGAAUCCUGCCAUGUUCCAGACGCCUUUGGAGCCUGAAAGAUCAAGUGUGGUUCGAGAUUGUGUUUCCCCUCUGACUCGAAACCCUGGCGCUAAUCUAGUCAACUCCUGUACCCCUCCCCCUAGUGUACCUGUUUCUUCUAGUUUUGGAUCCCCCGUUCCGGCCAACAAAAUCCCAUUAAAGACUGAUUGUUGGGGCCCUCCGCGGGUCUACUCCCCAGGCUGUGCUUCAGCGUCUAGUGCCAGCCUGAGUUCUUCCCCCGGUUCACCUGCCCCCAAUCCCCUCCNCAACCCCCUUCACGCCCCUAACCCCUCUCUAGUCAGCUCCCAAAUCGAGAAACUCGCCGCAGCAGCUCGACAUCUCGUCCAGAGCAUCCCUGAAUUAGACCCAAAACCUCUCACCACCAAUAAGAAGAAAAUGUCCAAAGAUUUAGAGCGGUUAAUGAGCAUGAGUGAAGAUAACCCACGCCGAAUGGAUCUGAUCCGAGAAUAUUCCGCCAUUUACGGCCGUUUUGACUGCAAGAGGAAACCCGAGAAACCUCUCACACUUCACGAGGUGUCGGUCAAUGAGGCUGCGGCGCAACUUUGUAAAUUAGUACCUGCUCUCGUAACGAGGAGAGACGAACUUUUCCCCUUGGCAAGACAAGUUGUUCGUGAUUCCGGCUAUCGAUAUUCCAAGGGGCAUUCAAAGUCCUCAAAGUCAUUCUGUGAUAGUAGAUACAAGAGAAGUAGAACGGAUGUUAGCGUAUUUGAUCUUGAAGAGGAAUCGUAUUUGGAUUCGAACCAGGGACAAUUGAGUAGUUCGACGGACGAGCCCCGUGACUCAUCAGAAUCCAAGUUGUUCGAGUCCUUCCAAUCCAAUGAUUUUUUGGAUCAACGUUACAAUGACCCCUUACGGAGCGAGCCGGAAGAUGGUGCAUACCGAGGAGAGAAGUUUGCACCUUCAAAUUCACGGACAAGAUGGUCGCAAAGUAAAAAAACAUGUGGACCCACUUCUUCCUGUCCUGAUACCGAUGACACAGAUUCACAAUAUUCUCUCAGUAAUAUGAGUUCUUAUUCUCAGGACGCAGGUGACUCGCAUACGGACGGCAUCAGUGAGGAAAAAUACGGUUGGACGUCCAACUUAACGCAGAUUUCACCAAAGAGUUCGUUUGACUGCCAACCUCAACAGAAAGCAAUGAAUGUAAGUUGCUCAACCAGCAGCAGCCACCUCUCAAACCGCCCAAACAGUGAUGCAGACACUAUCACAACAACUCAAGU